AUGAAGGUUCUGUUGCUGAAGGAUCCCAAAGACAAAGAAUCGGGACCAGAUCCCUAUAUUAAAGAAUUAGGAUUAUAUGGAUUUGAAGCCACUUUGAUUCCAGUUUUGUCAUUUGAAUUCACAUCUCUUGAAAGCUUAUUUGAAAAGCUCUCUCAUCCAGAAUGUUAUGGAGGCCUUGUUUUUACCAGUCCAAGAGCACUAGAAGCCAUCAAGAUAUGUUUAAAAGAGAAUAGUAAAAAUGAAGCCUGGACAAAAUCUCUUAAACAAAGAUGGAAAAGCAAACCAGCAUACGUGGUGGGAAAAGCUACGGCUUCUCUAGUGGAAGAAAUCGGCCUUACUCCACAAGGAGAAAAGUCUGGAAACGCUGAAAAAUUAGCAGAAUAUAUUUGCUCAA
Molecule: messenger RNA, 394 nt
Organism: Mesitornis unicolor (brown roatelo)
Lineage: Eukaryota; Metazoa; Chordata; Aves; Mesitornithiformes; Mesitornithidae
Gene: UROS
Product: uroporphyrinogen III synthase
Exons: 5
Biological process (GO): uroporphyrinogen III biosynthetic process
Molecular function (GO): uroporphyrinogen-III synthase activity
Source: RefSeq, a predicted model, not a curated record